UUCAAGUCUCGUCUUUGAGUUUCGGCAAGUCUGCGCUCCGACAAACCUUGAAGUAGGGUGCAUUUGUAGGCAUCAAAAUUUUGUAGGACUUUACAAGAUGAGUCCAAUCCAUCUUCAAAUUCUAAGGUUUGUUGGGAUUUCUUGAAGACUACUUACUCUAUCCUAAACCUUAGCUCGCUUCUAUAUAUAAAGACACGUUUUCCCUUGGAAAGAGAUUAAGCCAGAUCUCAAAUAUCCCAUAAACUCAUGGGUAUUCAAAAAGAGGUCAAUAUGUGGCUGGAUAUUUCUUGACAACUAAAUACUUCAAGAAGAUCCACAAUAUCGUUUCAUGCAGAUCAAAUACAUCCCAAGAAAGUCCACACAUAUCCAUAUCCAAAUCCAAAUCAUCCUACGUUCGAGAAAUAUGCUACUAACGGCUCCUGAAUUACGGAGAAAAAAAUUGGAGAGAAGAAUCAAGGGAUGAACAGAUUUGUACUCACAAUAUUGAUAUAUUAAAUCACUCUUUUUAUUUAUUUUGUGAUUGUAGUUUAUUUUCUUUAUGCAAAAAUUUGUUGCAAACAAGUAUAUUUCAGAUGUAGGAGGAAAAAAAUGUGGAAAUGAAUUGAGAGAGGGAAAUGUAAUUUUAUGUUUCUUAUUUUUUAUUUUUAUUUUGGUUUAUUUUAUUAUUUCUUACUUUGGAUGAAAAUGUAUUUUUUAAAAUUUGAAGGAUAGUUUGGAAGCUUUGGAAUAGUUAUUGUUUUAUUUUUUAUUUUUUUAAAUUCUUGAACGAAAAUGUAUUUUUUAAAAUUUAAGGUUUGUUUUGACGCUCAACUAACUUGUCUCCACUUAAUUAGCACUAAUCAUAAAAUAGUUGCUGACUUUCUGCCACCUAAUAAUUAAAUCUUGGAAUCCAAAUACUUAAAAAAAAACAAAAAAACAAAAACUAGCUUUGUGCCUUGUCACCAUGCUUGCCCGAGAGACUUUAAUUUCUUUAAUAAAGUAAACUAGACUUUAAUUCCCUGUACUUUGACAAUGGUAUAUGGUAGCAAUAGCCUUGAAGAAAGGAAAGAACUAUGGGACGGGUUACUUAGAUUGGGAGCAACUAUAACGACACCAUGGUGCAUAUGUGGGGACUUUAAGUCCCCUUUAUCAAGUGAAGAUAGAACUGGUGGUAAUCCAGUAGGUGAUGCUGAGACUAGAGACUUUCAGAAUGUGGUAAAUACACUGGUGUUAGUGGACAUGAAGGCAACAGGAAGAAUACUCACAUGGACAAGUGGGCAUGUCUGGAGCAAAAUAGAUAGGGCUUUAUGCAAUGCUGAAUGGGUAGCACAAUAUGGGGCCAUAACUGCACAAUUCCAGGAGAAUCAUUUUUCUGACCAUUCACCAAUCCACAUUGAUAUAUCAAGAGCUAGCAACCUUAACAGGAAACCAUUUCGGUUUCUUAACAUCCUAGCUGAGGAGGAACAAUUCUUGCACAUUGUGGAGUAUACUUGGCAGCAACAAGUCCAAGGUACUGCUAUGUAUAGAUUAUGGUGCAAGUUGAAUUACUGCAAGGAACCACUGAAAAAGCUAAAAACUGGUAGAUUGGGAAGCAUUGAUGGUAGAAUUGAGGAAUUCAGAGAGAAGCUUGAAACAAUCCAAACCCAUAUUACAACAUCACCAACCCCAGAACUGAUGGCACAAGAGAAGAUAGCUAUGGGUGAAUUCACAAAAUGGAUGAAUAUCCAGGAAAAAGUAUUAAGGCAAAAAUCUGAAGCUCAUUGGAUAAAGGAAGGGGAUGGCAAUAAUAUGUAUUUUUUCAACUGUAUGAAGGAUAGAGCAAGCUCAAAUUCCAUCUCACUCCUCAAAGACUCAACAUGAAAUAUACUACAGAGGCAUACAGAGAUUGAAACUGAAAUUCUCAAGUUCUAUAAGGAUUUACUAGGUUCUGCUGCAACCAGGAUCCCGGAUGUGAACCUAAAUAUCCUAAGACAAGGGCCUACACUGAACAUACAACAACAACAGGAUAUGUGCACCAACAUUACAAGAGAAGAGAUAAAACAAGCUCUGUUUGGCAUUGAGGACAAUAAAGCCCCAGGUAUUGAUGGAUUCAGUGCACUAUUUUUCAAGAAAGCAUGGCAUAUUGUGCAGCAUGAUGUCUAUGAAGCAUUUUUGGAAUUUUUUCAUCAGAACAAACUACUUAGAGCUGCUAACAAUACAUUAGUUACACUGGUUCUUAAAAAAUCCUAUCCUGAGACAAUGAAAGAUUAUAGACCCAUAGCUUGUUGUUCUAUAAUAUAUAAAAUCAUUUCCAAAGUUAUCUCUGAAAGAAUAAAAGGGUCAUUGAUGGUAUUGUGGGACACUUCCAAUCUGCAUUCAUCCCAGGGAGGCUAAUUUCAGAUAAUAUCAUACUGAGCCAUGAACUUGUCAAGGGGUAUACUAGAAAGCAGUUGUCUCCUAGAUGCAUGAUAAAAGUGGACUUAAAGAAAGCCUAUGAUUCGGUGGAGUGACACUUCAUUGAACAGAUGCUUAAGGGUUUGGGAUUCCCAAGGAAAAUGGUACUCUGGAUCAUGAACUGUAUCCAAACUGUCAGUUACACAUUUAUGGUGAAUGGGGAAAUGACUAAUACAAUGAAAGCAAAAAAGGGAUUAAGACAGGGAGAUCCCAUGUCACCACACAUUUUUGUAUUACUGAUGGAGUAUUUAAAUAGGUGUUUGAAUGGCUUACACAGAGACCCUGACUUUAACUACCAUCCUAGGUGCCAGAAGCUAGGAAUUACACAUCUUUGCUUUGCAGAUGACUUGCUUUUGUUUGCCAGAGGAGACCUGCAAUCUGUGAUGUUACUGAAGGAUAAGUUUUCUUUAUUUACUGAAGCUUCUGGAUUGAAAGCAAAUUUGAACAAAAGUGAAGUGUAUUUUGGAGGAGUGGAUAUAUCAACUAAACAAGCUAUUCUGGAGACACUGGGUAUGAGGAAGGAGAGCUUCCAUUCAAAUACUUGGGAUUUCCCCUUUCAACGAAGAGAUUAACUAUCCAACAAUGCAAACCAUUGGUUGACAAGAUUACUACAAAAAUCACAAGCUGGAUGGCCAAAUACCUCUCCUAUGCUGGGAGGCUUCAAUUGAUCAAGAUUGUAGUAUUUGGGGUUCAGGCCUACUGGUCUCAAUUGUUUCUAAUGCCUAAGAAAGUGAUAAAACUGAUUGAAUCAGUCUGUAGAAGUUAUUUAUGGUCUGGGGAGGCUACUGUUACAAAGAAGGCUUUGGUGGCUUGGGAUAAAAUUUGUUUGCCCAAGAAAGCAGGUGGAUUAAACAUUCUAAAUCUCAGAAUAUGGAAUCAAGUAGCUAUAUGCAAACUACUUUGGGCAUUGAGUAAAAAAAAAGGAUAAACUGUGGAUAACAUGGAUCCAUACUUAUUACAUCAAGUAGCAAGAUAUAUUUACAAUGCAGAUUCCUAAACAGGCAGCUUGGAUGAUAAGGAAGAUUAUGCAAAUGAGGAAAUACUGGCCAGUUUUGGGGGACACUAAUAUCCUGAUCAUUAAGGGAAAAUUUCACCUUGCUACUGCUUAUACUAGAAUGAGGGGUGAAGUAGUGGAUGUUGCUUGGAAUAGGUUACUCUACCAGAACUUUGUUGAGCCAAAGCAGAAUUUUACACUUUGGCGAAUCUUUAUGGAAAACUGAGGACUAAGGACAAACUGAUAAACUGGGGAAUGACAGUGAGUGUAGACUGUGUGUUAUGCAAUAACAUGCCAGAGACAAGGAACCAUCUGUUCUUUGAAUGCAGGUUCACAAAUGAGAUUUGGCACAGUCUACUAACUUGGCAGAACUGGGAUAGACAAAUACAAGAGUGGAAGCUAGAAUGGCAAUGGGUCAAACAAAAGUUAUGAGGGAAGCAUCCAGGGAAAGCACUCCUAAAAGCUAGCUUGGCCACUGCUAUGUAUGGGAUAUGGAUUGAAAGGAAUAGAAGAAUUUUUCAACAGAAGGAAACCACCAAAGAGCACAUGCUGCAUCAGAUGAAGCUGCACCUAUGUAUUAGAUCUAGAGACAAUAUGAACUUGUUUAGUUAUAUCAGCUCCUUAAGAGCUUAGGCAGCACUAGUAGUACAGGUUAGGAUAUGUUGGCUAAGAGGCAUAGAGGUUUGAACACUGAGAGGGGUUUCAGAUUUGGUUUAGUCCACCCCUGUUUUGUAAAUAUACAAUUUGGUGAUUAAUAAAAUUUCCUUUAAUUGAAAAAAAAAAAAAAAACUUGUCUUCACUUAAUUAACACUAGUCCUAAAAUAGUUGUUGACUUUCGGCUACCUAAUAAUUAAAUCUUGGGAUCCAAAUACUAAAAAAGAAAACUAGCUUUGUGCCUUGUCAUUAAUUUCUUUAAUAAAGUGAACUGGCCUGUUGCCAUUUGCCAGUGUAUCACAAAAGAAUAUUCAAAGAAUAGAGAUAAGGAAAACAGAGGCAAAAAAGUGAGUUGACCCCAGGGUCAAUGCUUUUCCUUUUCAUCUCACCAGUUUUCACAUGCUUGUGCGGUCUUGAUUCCAUAUCUUCACAUCUUCUUUCUCUAUUCAUUCUCUAUGGCUUCCCAAAGCAAAUCAGUCAAACAAUGGAAAUAUGAUACCUUCCUGAAUCAUAGCAAGGACCUCUCUUACGACCAUGGCUUUGUUCACCGUCUUAUCAACGUCUGGAAGAAGCGGGAAUUAGUGUAUUCCCAAAUUAUGAUAGUGAAAUUAAGAGAGGAAACGAAGUCAUGGAAGCCAUUGAGGAGUCAAGAACUGCCAUUAUAAUCAUAUGCGACAAGUAUGAGGAAAGCCACAGGUGCUUGGUGGAACUGACCAAGAUAAUGGAAUGUGUAAAGAGUAAGGGUCAGAUUCCCAUAACAGUCUUCUAUGAUGAUAAUCAAUGGAAUGAACCCAGGUUACUAAGUUGGCCGACUGAAAUGUUUGCUGAUCAUGACACAUUUGAAGGCUUUGCUGUGGAGACGGCGCAGAGUUGGGUAGACUCUCUACGUAAAAUAUAUAACAUACCACGAUCCCAAUUGCGUGUGGAGACGGCGCAGAGUUCGGUGGAUUCUUGACGUAAAAUCAUAGCACUAUACAAAUUGCGUAUACAAAAAUCACGUCGCCGGUUCACAAGGGAGGAGAAGGAGGACAAAAGGAUCCAAGAAAUUGUUGAUAAAAUUUUAGAGAUUCGAGGCAUUACCAAAUACCCAGUGGGAAUCGAAUCUCGUGUAAAGGAAAUAAAAUCGUUGUUGAAAGUUGAAUGUGGCGGUGUUUCUUUUAUUGGGGUAUGGGUGAUGAGUGGAAUAGGUAAGACAACGGUUGCAAGAGCAAUUUUUGACGAGAUCUCUUGUCAAUUUGAAGGGUCUUGUUUUCUUGCAAAUGUUAGGGAAGUUUCAGAGAAGUAUGGACUGAGCCAUUUGAGUCAGAAACUUCUUUCACAAGUCUCGAAGCAAGAAUUUGUGGAUGUGGCAAGUGAAAGAACCUAUUGGCUAAGCGGAAUUCUUCGUCACAAGAAGGUUGUAAUUGUUCUUGAUGACGUGGAUAACACCCAUCAGUUGGAAUAUUUAGCUGGGAAACGCGAUUGAUUUGGUGGUGGCAGUCGGAUCAUCACAACAACUAGAAACACUGAUUUAUUGUGCAAGCAUGAUGAGUUAUAUUGUGUACCUCUACUGGCUAGACACGAGGCUCUAGAACUUUUUAGUUGGCAUACCUUUCAAUAACGGGCUCCUGUUAAGGAGUUUGAAGAGCUCUCGAAUUGUGUAGUAGAUUAUGCUAAAGGCUUACCAUUAACUCUGGAGGUCGUGGGUUCUUGUCUCUACAAACAAGGCAUGGAUGAGCUGAGAAGUAAAUUACAUAGACUCGAAGAUUUCGGAAAUAGAAAAAUUGUUAAGCUACUUAGUUUAAGUCUAGAUGUAUUGGGUGACAUUUACAAAAAUAUCUUUAUGCAUAUUGCAUGCUUCUUUAGAGGAAGAGCGAAACGUGAUGUGAAAAGAUUAAUAGAUAUAUUGGGCUUUGAAUCAAGGAUAAAAAUACGUGUCCUUACUAAAAGAUCACUUUUAUACGUGUCAAAUGGAAUGAUUGAGAUGCAUGAUUCAAUAGCACAAAUGGGUCAACAAGUGGCAUGUGAUGAUGAGCAGGACAAGCCAUGGAACUGCAAUAGUAGCCUAUGGCAUGAAAAAUAUAUGAAGACUGAUUUUUCUACAAGUCAGGUAUGUACGUCUUCUAAUGGUUAAAAAUGCGGGAGAUUUUCCAUUUUCUCUUGGACAUUGCUUUCACAAAAAAGUAGACAUCGAAUUCUACAACACACUUUGGUGCUAGUGUCACAACCCAAAAUCCAUCAGUGAUACGUGACCGACAUCCGACACUCUACCCAUGAGCGAACCAAAUCCAUAUGAUAUGCCCCAAUCAUAUGAACUAAAGUAAAUGCGAAAGGCAUUUGAAAACCAUAAACAUUUUGUAA
This is a messenger RNA of Lycium barbarum (goji berry), 6400 nucleotides long. RefSeq lists its product as uncharacterized. The coding region runs from base 1012 to 1839 and encodes 275 amino acids. The record is from RefSeq and is a predicted model, not a curated record. The transcript has 2 exons. NCBI's taxonomy places the organism in Eukaryota, Viridiplantae, Streptophyta, Magnoliopsida, Solanales, Solanaceae.